This is a messenger RNA of Necator americanus (New World hookworm), 963 nucleotides long. RefSeq lists its product as uncharacterized. Lineage: Eukaryota; Metazoa; Nematoda; Chromadorea; Rhabditida; Ancylostomatidae. The coding region runs from base 1 to 963 and encodes 320 amino acids. Gene Ontology annotation, cellular component: endoplasmic reticulum. Gene Ontology annotation, biological process: lipid biosynthetic process. Gene Ontology annotation, molecular function: iron ion binding; glyceryl-ether monooxygenase activity. The record is from RefSeq and is a predicted model, not a curated record. The transcript is spliced from 8 exons.
AUGCAUCAUUCUUCGGAGUACUACAAUCUUAGCACAGCAUUGCGACAAGGAGCUGUUCAGGAUGUUGCUAUGCUAUUCUUUGACCUAUUACAAGCUAUUGCAAUUCCACCCAAUAUUUUUGUCGUCCAUCGGUACCUGAACAUUAUCUAUCAGUUCUGGAUACACUCAAGCGCAGUACCUUAUUUGGGCCCUCUCGAAUACUUCUUUAACACACCCUCCAGCCAUCGUGUACAUCAUGGUAGAAAUCCGUAUUGUAUCGACAGGAACUAUGGAGGAACCUUGAUCAUUUGGGAUCGGUUAUUUGGCACAUACGAACCUGAACAUAAGGAUGAAGAAAUAGUCUACGGUUUAGUUACGCCGGUCGCAUCAUUUAAUCAACUGUGGUGUCAGUUCUUCGAGUUCAAAGCACUUGGUUACGAUAAAGGCCAGAUGAGAGACGAGAAUGGGAAAGAGAUUUUUCCAGGACUGUGGAAUAAGGUUAAAGCAGCUCUUUGGCCUCCAGGAUACUUCCCUGGCGUGAAGACAAAAUAUUUUUUCAUGUGGCUAUGCUUGGAUGACAAUACUGAUGGAAUACCAGAGAUUGAAAGUCCAGUGGUGCAGUAUAAUCCUCCAUUAACUGCUUCGCUUCGCGGCUAUCUUCUAGCACAGUGGUUGAUUCUGAUCGCCUCCUGGUUAAAGUUUGAUGCGCAACGGCAAAUGCUAACAUGGCCAUACUUUCUUUGCAAUAUAACUUAUCUCAUCUCCUUCUUGCAAAUGUUCGGAUACUAUUUUGAUCAGGACCACAUCUCUGUUGUUUUUGACUGUGGCAGAUUGGUGUUCGCUGCGAUAAUUGGGCUCACCACAUGGGAUGUACCGUUCAUGAUGUAUGCCGCUACGUCAAUAGCAAUCGUCUACAUGCUGAAAUCAGCUGGACAUAUAGUAGCGGUGCAAAAACAUGGACAGUUGAUGCAAAACUCGCAAUAA